AUGACGGCGGAUUGUCAGAGCGGCACUCCAGAGUACCACGUUGCCAACCGCCGGAUGCGGAAGUGUCCAGACGGCCGAGUGUUCGGUGUUGGUGUUACCAGGUGGAUAUUUCCCGUGUCGCGGACACUGUCAGGAUAUCAAGAGGUCAACGGAUCGCAAGUGGGCCUCAGAAAUUCAUGGGAGGUUCGACAAAUCGCUCGGGAUGAUCAAGGGGUUGUUUGCGACGAUGCAAAGGAGUAA
This is a messenger RNA of Penicillium taxi, 240 nucleotides long. RefSeq lists its product as uncharacterized. The transcript has 2 exons. The record is from RefSeq and is a predicted model, not a curated record. Bases 1 to 240 code for a protein of 79 amino acids. NCBI's taxonomy places the organism in Eukaryota, Fungi, Ascomycota, Eurotiomycetes, Eurotiales, Aspergillaceae.